GCGGAUCCGCCAUUUCAUUUUUUGAAGUUAAUUGUGACAAGUAACAAGAUUUGAUUCAAAAUUGUAUUGUUUUACAACUGGGUUGGGUGAGUUAUCAUUUAAAUCUGGCGAUCAGACACGUUUUGUACGAGGACCAGCUUGUGGAUUUUAAAUUGAUGGGCAUAUGCAAGUUGCGGAUGUCGCCUAUUUUCCAAACGUGUUCUAAGCGCUAAAGUUUUUGUAUGAGUUGAAUGCUGGUUGUGGAUAAGUGGAGGCAAAGGGAAGGCCCGUGAAGCCUCGGCUUUGGAGUGGGAGUCAUGGCCGGAAAUUUUGACGCAGAGGACCGUGCAAGUUGGUACUGGGGAAGAUUAGGUAGACAGGAGGCAGUUUCACUUUUACAAGGACAGAGACAUGGAGUGUUUUUGGUGAGAGACUCUAUCACAAGUCCAGGCGACUACGUGCUGUCCGUUUCAGAGAAUUCCAAAGUCUCGCAUUACAUAAUCAACAGCAUCAGCAACAACCGGCAGUCUGGCUCAGGCCUGGCGCCACCACGGUUCCGCAUAGGGGACCAGGAGUUUGACGCCCUCCAUUCCCUGCUGGAGUUCUACAAGAUCCACUACUUGGACACCACCACUCUGAUAGAGCCGGUCAACAAGGCCAAAAAAUCUUCCUUCGUCAAUGCAGGUGCUGGAGGCCUGCCGCAGCGGCUAGAAGACGAGUUUGUCCGUGCCCUCUUCGAUUUCCCAGGCAACGACGAUGAGGACCUGCCUUUCAGAAAGGGUGACAUCCUGCAGGUUCUGGAGAAGCCUGAGGAGCAGUGGUGGAACGCCAAGAAUUUAGAGGGGCGUCCCGGGAUGAUCCCUGUGCCCUACGUGGAGAAGUACCGACCGGCCUCUCCCACCUCGGGGGGCCCUGGAGCAGGGGGUCCCAGUGGGGUGGGCUCGGUAGACAGCUCCAGUGUUCAGGGCCCUCCUCUGCUAGACCCGAGCCAGUACGCCCAGCCCACAUCUCUUCCCAACCUGCAGAACGGACCCGUCUUUGCCAGGGCCAUCCAGAAGAGGGUGCCCAACGCCUACGACAAGACCGCCCUUGCCUUAGAGGUGGGCGACAUGGUGAAGGUGACAAAGAUCAACGUGAACGGCCAGUGGGAGGGCGAGUGCAAGGGCAAGCGCGGCCACUUCCCCUUCACCCACGUUAAGCUGCUGGACCAUAACAACCCUGAGGACGAUGCGAGCUGAGAGUGGACACUGGGCUCCUUGGGCUCCUCCCAUCCCUUACUCUGCCCUUAGACACACACACUCACUCCCUCCACUGCCACCAUCGCCCCUGUGCCAAUCAGCAGCCUCCUCAUGGCCACACUCAGACACACACACACACCACUUCCUCUUCCUCAGUUGGUCCCGUUAGAUAAUCAUUACGCUGUGUCAUCUUCACUCACACUACCAGUAUUUAUACCACUUCAGCACCAUGGUCAGCUCUAUCAAAACACACACGCACCCACACACAUUCCCCUUCUAAAUAAGAAAGACUCAAGCCUUGUCUGGGAUGAGGACAGUGGGGAGUGUGUGGACAGCCAUUCAGAGAGAGGGAAAGAAAGAUAGAAACGCUAUCUUGGACUGGAAUGGUAAACACAGAGACCCAUGGAGAAACACUCUGGUUGUCGAGGAGAGCCGUUAGGAUAACACUACAUUGUACACAAAACUAUCAUCCUCACUACAAAUCCACGACCAAGUAACUAGUAGUCUUUUGUAAGAACAAAAUAACAUAUUGUUAUGAAAUUGUUGAUAACCAUUACAUGCUGAAAUUGUUUCUUUUCUGCCUUGUAUUUCUGCAUCGUUUUUCCGAGAAGUAACAUUGCCAGUCCACCACUAUUGCAGAGAUCUCAACAAAUGUGUAGGCUAUGUUGUGUGCUUAUGGUAUUGUCAGGCGCUAACCCUCUCUCUUAUUUUUUUGUGUUUGUCUUUGACAAACCUUUGUCUGCUCCGCUCCUACUCUGAAUCACUGAAACAUUUUUUAUUUUUACAAACGGCUGUUAACUUUUCACCUUGUUCUAAACAGUGGAGAUGCCUUUUGUGUAUGAUCAGCCAGGGUCGCGCAAAUGUUCUGCCAUACCAUAGCCAAGGAUAGACUGUUAAAAUGACAUUUUCAUAUGACAUAAGCUCAAUGUUCAUAUGAAUUGGCUUUCUCCUUGCAAGCUGUCAGAUAUAAAACAGAUUACGGUAGUACCUA
This is a messenger RNA of Coregonus clupeaformis (lake whitefish), 2208 nucleotides long. RefSeq names its product adapter molecule crk. Bases 297 to 1217 code for a protein of 306 amino acids. Gene Ontology annotation, molecular function: protein binding. NCBI's taxonomy places the organism in Eukaryota, Metazoa, Chordata, Actinopteri, Salmoniformes, Salmonidae. The record is from RefSeq and is a predicted model, not a curated record. The transcript has 3 exons.